AUGACGACGAGCGGACAUGAUGAGCACCCGCUUGCCUACGGGGAAGGCUCUGUCACCAGUACAGGCGUGACGCCACACCACUCCUUGAAGUACUGUGCAAUGUACGGAGUUGGGGGAAAGACAUCGUUUUUCGGGCCGGACGUUCCGCAGCCUAACAACAUCCCGGCGCAGAAGCUUUCGGCGGCGGACUACAACGACUUGGUGGACGUGUGCGGUGACUCUUGGAGAGCGGUGGACUACGCCUGCUGCGACUCGGCCCAGAUCGCCCAGUUGAAGACGAACUUGGCGAAGGCAGACGCCUUGAUCUCGUCGUGUCCAGCGUGCAAGGAAAACUUCUACCAGCUGUUCUGCCACUUCACGUGCUCGCCGGACCAGUCGCAGUUUGUCGACAUCGUGUCCACGCAGACGGCGAUGAACGGCAACGAGAUUGUUGACGAGCUGAACUUUUUUGUCGACCCGGAGUUUGCGUCUCCGUUCUACGACUCCUGUAAAAGCAUCAAGUUUGGUGUCACCAACAGCUAUGCAAUGGACCUCAUUGGCGGUGGCGCCAAAAACUACUCCGAGUUCCUGAAGUUUCUCGGCGACAAAAAACCCCAAAUUGGCGGCUCUCCAUUCCAGAUCAACUACCUAUACUCUCUCGACGGCGACGACCAGAGCAGAAACAUAUCCCUUUUUGAGCUCGACGCACGGGCCUGUAAUGACUCCGAUCCGAAGUUUGCUUGUGCAUGCUCUGACUGCCCGCAGGUAUGUCCCUUACUCGAAACACUUCCACACCACGAACAGUGCCAGGUCUACAACAUUUCCUGCACAUCCUUCACGGUGCUCAUAUCCUAUUUCAUAGUAUUGUUCUCCUACUUCUCUAUUGUCUUCUACCUUAGAUACAGAAAUAACAGGAAAACGAGAAAGCAAACCUUGCUAACAGACGACAAUGAUCUGCUAGAAGCUUCAAUUUUACAGACUACAGACUCUCCGGAAAUUACAGAUAUCUCUUUUUCUUCCCAGAACACCCUGAACUUGGUGUCAUUGCAUUCAAGGAAAUCAUACAUCGUUAACAACUAUUUGGAGCACUAUUUCUAUAAAUUGGGUUCUUUCUGUGCAACGUACCCCAGUUUGAUUUUGUGGACUACGUCAGUUUUUGUUCUAUUAUUGUCGUCUUGUGCUUACUUUACCCAAAUCGAAACCAACCCUGUCAACCUAUGGGUAAGUCCAACUGCAGAUGCGUUUAUUGAGAAGGGUAAAUUUGACGAGAGUUUUGGUCCUUUUUACAGAACGCAACAGAUCAUUAUUUCGAACUCAACCGGAGACUCAAUUUUACAAGAUUACGAGUUUGUACAAUGGUGGUUUGAGAAGGAGUCACAAAUGAUAACCUUGAAAGCCAACGUAAGCAUUGACGGAUUCGAUAAUGAUGUCACAUACGAUGAUGUCUGCUUCAAACCUUUGGAAGAUACCUGUAUUUUGGAAAGUUUCACCCAAUACUUCAAUGGCGAUUUAAGUAAUCUCCCCGAGAGUUCAGACUGGAAGUCGAAAAUAUCCAAAUGUGCCACUUCUCCAGUGGAAUGUCUACCAAGUUUUCAACAGCCCUUGAAGAAAUCGUUAGUUUUUGGGGGUGGAAAAACUGAUGAUGUUUUGAGCUCAAAGGCCAUCGUCGUGACGCUAUUGAAUAACAAUGACAACGAUCCAAAUAGUGAUCAAGUGCGCAAAGCUUUUCAAUGGGAGACGGCAUUGAAUGAUUUUAUCUUAAACAAUAUCACUGAGGAAGCAAAAGAGUUCGGGGUAGAAGUGAGCUUCAUGACCGAAAUUUCAUUGGAAAAAGAAUUGAACAAGUCAACGAAUACAGAUAUCAGAAUUAUUGUGAUAUCUUACCUCGUUAUGUUUGCUUAUGCGUCAUACGCAUUAUUGAUAAACCAGAACACCGGCAAAAACUUUAUACUCCGGUAUCUAGCAAAAACAAGAUUUUCUUUGGGAUUGAUAGGUAUUCUUAUUGUACUUUUCUCAGUAUUUUUGUCUGUUGGUUUUUGGAGCUUGUUUGGUUUGAAAGUGACUCUGAUAAUUGCUGAAGUUAUUCCUUUUUUGAUUUUGGCUGUUGGUGUCGACAACAUUUUUUUGAUCACCAACGAGUAUUCCAGUAUAGAAAAGCUAACCAUUACAAAUUCUUUGCCAAUAAACGAAAAAAUUGGUAAGACUAUGGCUAAUAUUGGACCAAGUAUUCUGCUCAGCUCUUUGUGCCAAUUUAUAUGUUUCGUAUUGGGAAGUUUUGUUGGUAUGCCUGCAGUGAAAAACUUUUCGUUAUACAUUUCAGUUGCGAUCAUUUUUAACACUUUACUACAGUUGACUGCGUUUGUUUCAGUAUUAACACUGGAUCAACGUCGUUUAGCAGAAGGAAAAUUGGAUCUAUUGCCUUUUAUCAAAAUUGAAAGAGAUGCACGUUCUGAAGAGCUGAAUAAUAAUUUGGCUCAAAUGUUGAAUGAGAGCGACAACAAUGAUGACGGUUUUAUCAAGUCGUUUCUCAAGAACAGCUUUGGUCCUUUAAUUUUUAGGCCUGCAGUGAAAAAUAUUAUAUUCUUGUUGGUCCUUUCAGUUUUCGGAAUAUCACUGGCCUUAAUCCCAAAUUUGAAACUAGGGUUGGAUCAAAGAGUUGCGGUGCCGUCAGACUCAUACUUGAUCCACUAUUUUGAUGACCUUUACCAAUACCUUGAUGUGGGGCCACCAAUUUACUUUGUUGUUGAAGGUUUAGACGUGACUCAAAAGGCCGAGCAACAAAUGCUCUGCAGCAAGUUUACUACGUGUGGUUCAUUCUCUUUGGUUAACAUCAUUGAUCAAGAGUACGUGAGGUUCAACGAAAGUACGGUUGCAGAACCUGUUGCAAGUUGGAUUGACGAUUUCCUAUUGUGGUUAAAUCCAGAUUUGUCCGAAUGCUGCUUGUUGAAGAAGAAUUCGCCAGAUAAAUUGUUCUGUCCACCUUUCUCAUCUCCAAGAGUUUGUGAUAGCUGUUUUGCAAACAGGAAAUGGGACUAUCAAAUGCAUGGUUUCCCUGAGGGAGAAGAGUUUAUGGAGUUCUUUGAGGCAUGGAUCGAUGCUCCGUCAUAUCCUUGCCCACUAGGAGGGAAAGCGCCAUAUUCAAGUUCCGUCUUUUUGGAAGAUGGUUACAUUAAACGAUCCGCUUUUAGAACUUCACAUACGCCUUUGAGAUCACAGGACGACUUCAUCUCAGCAUACCACAACUCAUUAAGGAUUGUUGGUGAAGUGAAGAAGGCAAACCCGGAUGUUCAGCUAUUUGCCUACUCUCCGUUCUACAUUUUUUUUGUUCAAUACGAGACAAUUAGAAGCCUAACAUUUACUUUGUUGAGUGUCGGGUUAAUCCUCGUUGGACUUAUCAUGAUGCUCUUACUUGGAUCUUUGCGUAACUCAGCUGUUUUUGUUGCAAACUUGAUACUCAUCAUCGUUAGCAUACUUGGCUGGAUGGUUCUUGCUGACAUCUCCCUUAAUGCCGUAUCACUUGUCAACCUUUUGAUUUGCCUAGGGUUGAGUGUGGAAUUUUCGGUCCAUUUGUUCAAACACUUCAACUUCAACGAAACGCAAACCGAAGGUCCUCGAGACGGCAAUAAACGGAGUCGGGCCUACGGAUCCUUAAUCUACAUCGGAUCGACCACCCUCGGUGGUAUCGCCCUGACAAAACUUAUUGGUAUAGGAGUGUUGAGUUUCACAAGAAGCAAGAUUUUCCGCUUGUACUAUUUCAAGAUGUGGGUCGGGCUAAUAGUCAUUGCCUCUGUCCACGCUCUCGUUGUUGCACCACUCUUGCUCAGCAUGUUUGGCAGCACUUCUGUGUACGGAAAGAGCAAAUGGAGCAGAGUUGUUUGCGACGACAUCAUUCGCCGCCAACGGGAGACUCUGAACUAGCAGCCACAACCCCGUCCUCUAAAUUCCUUUCCCCAGACCUCAGCGUCUGGAUGUAUAAUUAUGUAACGUAACGUACACUCUCCACAUUUCAAACGUGUUGAAAAGAAAAGUGAG
Messenger RNA from Pichia membranifaciens NRRL Y-2026, 4011 nucleotides. RefSeq lists its product as hypothetical. Lineage: Eukaryota; Fungi; Ascomycota; Pichiomycetes; Pichiales; Pichiaceae. Gene Ontology annotation, cellular component: membrane. The coding region runs from base 1 to 3897 and encodes 1298 amino acids. The transcript has 3 exons. The record is from RefSeq and is a predicted model, not a curated record.